This is a messenger RNA of Priceomyces carsonii, 1485 nucleotides long. RefSeq names its product cystathionine beta-synthase (gene CYS4). Gene Ontology annotation, molecular function: cystathionine beta-synthase activity. Gene Ontology annotation, cellular component: cytoplasm. The record is from RefSeq and is a predicted model, not a curated record. The transcript has a single exon. The coding region runs from base 1 to 1485 and encodes 494 amino acids. NCBI's taxonomy places the organism in Eukaryota, Fungi, Ascomycota, Pichiomycetes, Serinales, Debaryomycetaceae.
AUGUCCACGAAUGUCCCCGACUUGUCAGAUAGUGCCUUGGAUUUGAUUGGAAAUACUCCAUUGAUAAAGCUCAAUAGGAUUCCGCAGUCUUUUGGUAUCAAGGCAAAGGUUUAUGCUAAGGUAGAGCUUUUCAACGCUGGAGGGUCUAUCAAGGAUAGAAUUGCUAAAAAUAUGGUCCUAGAGGCGGAAAAGACCGGGCGUAUUAAACCUGGCUACACUUUGAUCGAGCCUACAUCAGGAAACACUGGUAUUGGUUUAGCAUUAGUGGGAGCUAUUAGAGGUUACCGUACCAUUAUUACUUUACCCGAGAAGAUGUCUAAUGAAAAGGUUUCUGUUUUAAAGGCUUUGGGUGCUGAAAUUAUUAGAACACCAACUGAAGCAGCUUGGGAUGCACCUGAAUCACAUAUUGGGGUUGCUAAAAAGCUUCAGAAAGAAAUCCCAAACUCUGUAAUUUUAGAUCAGUAUUCUAAUGAAGCUAACCCUAGAGCCCAUUACUACGGAACGGGUUUUGAAAUCUGGGAACAGACCAAGGGUAAGGUAACGCAUGUUGUUGCAGGUGCUGGUACCGGUGGUACUGUAUCUGGUAUUUCUAAAUACUUGAAGGAAAAGAAUCCACAGAUCAAAAUUACCGGGGCUGAUCCAAAAGGUUCUAUCUUAGCACAACCGGAGUCUUUAAACGAUUCAACCGAAGGUUAUUUAGUGGAAGGGAUUGGCUACGAUUUCAUUCCUGAAGUGUUGAACCGAAAGCUUGUAGAUGACUGGAUUAAAACUGAUGAUGCCGAUUCUUUUAAGUUGGCCAGAAGGAUUAUAAAAGAAGAAGGAAUCCUCGUAGGAGGAUCCUCCGGAUCUGCUCUUCAGGCUGCUUUAGAUGUUGCUAAGGACUUGUCAGAAGAUGAUGUUGUUGUUGUUGUAUUCCCAGAUUCGAUUAGAUCGUACUUAUCUAAGUUUGCUGAUGAUGAAUGGAUGACAACCAAUGGAUUUCAAAUUGACGACUCCAAGGUUGACAACAAGAUCGAUACUUUCUUGGAUAAGAAGACCAUCAGGGAUUUGGUGUCUAAGAAAGCACCGGUUGUCACAGUUUCUUUAUCAGAUACUGUUGAGAAGACUUUCGACCUCUUGCAGUCUAACGGAUAUGAUCAGCUUCCUGUUUUGAAUAAUGCAGGCAAACUAGUUGGAUUAAUUACUCUAUCCAAAAUCUUGAAGUCUUUAUCCACGAAGAAAGUUCAAAUGAGCAACUCAAUAAGUUCUAUCAUAAUUGAUUUCCGUAAGCUUGCGGACUUUGAAAAAUCGUUCGAUAUUUCCAAAAAAUCCGGCUUCACUAAGAGAUCUUACCAAAGCAUAACUUUGGAUACUCCUUUGAGUUUAUUAAACAAAUUUUUUGAAACUAACUCUAAUGCUAUCAUCACUGAUGAGGAUUAUAAACCAAUUCAGAUAGUAACAAAGGUAGAUUUAAUAUCAUACUUGACAAAAAAUUUGGCUUAUUAG